Amorphotheca resinae ATCC 22711 is the source of this 1706-nucleotide messenger RNA. RefSeq lists its product as hypothetical. The transcript is spliced from 4 exons. NCBI's taxonomy places the organism in Eukaryota, Fungi, Ascomycota, Leotiomycetes, Helotiales, Amorphothecaceae. The coding region runs from base 147 to 1520 and encodes 457 amino acids. The record is from RefSeq and is a predicted model, not a curated record. Gene Ontology annotation, molecular function: monoacylglycerol lipase activity.
CGCCCCGCCGCCGAGUGGUCAACCUGGUCAGAAGUGUGUCGCAUCCAAAGGCACACUUCGAUCAGCUUGGCCUCUUCUCCCCCGCCGUCGCAUUGCUUCCCUUCUCGUUCUCUUCUUUGGACCGGACCUUCCUCUCUAGCAGAGUGAUGGACUAUACCGGUGCCAGCCAUGAAGCGCAGCAUCUCUGCGUCCUCGUUCAUGGUUUAUGGGGCAACCCAAACCACCUCGAGGCCAUGGCCAAGGCUCUUCGAGCAAAACACUCCGAGGAGAGUCUACACAUACUCGUCGCUAAGCGCAACAGCGGCAGCUUUACCUACGACGGGAUCGAGCUGGGCGGCGAGAGAGUCUGUCAGGAGAUAGAGGAGGAGAUCGAGAAACUUGCGAGAGCAGGACAAACGAUCAGAAAGAUUUCAUUAGUUGGGUAUUCCCUUGGAGGGCUUGUGGCUCGGUAUGCCGUAGGCUUACUUGAUAGCAAAGGAGUGUUCGAAAAGAUCAAGCCAGUGAACUUCACAACCUUUGCAAGCCCUCAUCUCGGUGUACGAACGCCUCUGAGAGGCUGGCACAACCACAUUUGGAAUGUACUGGGAGCGCGAACCUUAUCAGCUUCUGGCCGACAACUAUUCACCAUCGACAAUUUCAGAGACACAGGAAAGCCAUUGUUGGAGGUACUAGCUGAUCCAGAGUCCAUUUUCAUCAAGGGUCUUGCAAAAUUCGAGCGUCGAACAUUAUACACAAAUAUAGUAAACGAUCGAAGCGCAGUUUAUUAUACCACCGGAAUAUCAAAGACUGACCCUUUCACCAACCUGGACAACGUCAAGCUUAACUACUUGAAGGGCUACGAAGAUAUCAUCCUUGACCCGGCAGCUCCAGUUACUUCUAGGGACCCGGAAGAGUUUGAUUUAGCCUUCCAUGGACGAAUUCUGAAAAGCUUCAAGACUACAAUUGAUCGCCUACCAUUGCUCUUGGCUUUGAUCGUUUUCAUACCAAUUGGGGUUGUCGCUUUCCUUAUCAACUCCGGAUUUCAAUCCUUCAGAAGCAGCAGGAGGAUUCGCCUCCAUGAGAGCGGUCUGGCCGGAAUCCAAACCGGAAAUUAUCGAGUCCCGCUCUUGAUCACGGGCGUACGGGAGGCCGUCGAAGAUGCCUAUGAGAACUUGAACAGUACCCAAAGCAAUGAGUAUCUUAUGUCUGGCACCGAGGAGGAGGAGGUCGCCGCCCAGGGCAAGCCAAAUUCCCCAACGGGUGAGAGAUCCCAGUCAGUCAGAAAAAGCUCAUCUGCAAUCUCUGAUGGAGAUCCUGAAAAACCAGAAUCUCACAACCCAGACGUCCCAACGCUGGCCCUUGCGCCGUACCAAUUCCGGAUGAUCCAAGCGUUGGACAGUGUGGGUUGGCGUAAAUAUCCAGUCCAUAUUCACAAGGUCGCACACAGCCACGCUGCCAUCAUUGUCCGUACCGAGAAGCCAAGCUUCUCAGAAGGACGGGUUGUUUUCCGUCACUGGCUCGAUGAAGAGUUCAUCAUUUAACUUGCCAUUACCAGUGCUAACGAAGAAACUGACGAGUGAGCGUACUUUUAUGAUUUAGAGCGAUGCGAGCUGUCUUCGAGAGCGAUUCCACUACAUUGUACCUCUUGCGGUAUCCAGCGACGGCGUUUAUAGAAGGCGAGUCCCAAUGCAGCAUCUCUUAUUCCAGUUUUCUCCGCCCUGUAGUAU